Messenger RNA from Haliotis rubra (blacklip abalone), 2419 nucleotides. Its product is annotated as acetyl-coenzyme A synthetase 2-like, mitochondrial. The record is from RefSeq and is a predicted model, not a curated record. The coding region runs from base 177 to 2255 and encodes 692 amino acids. Gene Ontology annotation, cellular component: mitochondrion. The transcript has 14 exons. Gene Ontology annotation, molecular function: acetyl-CoA synthetase activity; AMP binding. Lineage: Eukaryota; Metazoa; Mollusca; Gastropoda; Lepetellida; Haliotidae.
GAGCAUUUGAAGAGAUAAAUACCAGUUUCGGAGAUAUAUAGUUUUGUGAAGUAUACUAGUGUACGCGUAUUGUUUGUGUGUAAUACGGUAAUGCGGAGCCAGCUAGCGAAUGGGGCGGCUGAACGCUGUCAGUUGAAUUGUUGAGUGAGGGCAGCUUGGGCAGAAACUCCAGCAGGAUGGCCGUGCUCAGGGAAUUGUUUUGCACCACUCUUAGAGUCCAGACGACACUAUCUUGCAGCAGACAACCACAACUGAGGAAGUGCCUGAAGUAUGCCAAGGUUUUGGUCAGUCAGCGAGGCAUCACGACAUCCACCACAACAACUCCUUUUCCUGAGUUUGAAGGGGUGCCACACAUCAAAACACAUGACGAUUUGUACAGGUUCAGUUUGGAGAGCCCCGACGUGUUUUGGGGUAAACUGGCACGAUCCAGGUUAAAAUGGUUCCAUGACUUCCAUAAAGUGAAAGAUUGUGACAUGACAGAGGGGAAAAUACAAUGGUUCGAUGGCGGCAAGCUCAAUGCAUCGGUGAACUGCGUGGACCGCCAUCUGGAGACUCGACAAAACCAGGUGGCACUCAUCUGGGAGAAGGACGAGCCAGGGACACAGGAGACAGUCACUUAUGGUGAGCUGUCUGUCAUGGUGAACAAGAUGGCCAACAUGCUGCGGCACAGUGGAGUGGACCGCGGUGACCGAGUGGCUAUCUAUCUGCCCCAGUCCCCCAUAGCUGUGGCGGCCAUGAUGGCCUGUGCCAGGAUUGGUGCCAUCCACAGUGUAGUGUUCGCAGGCUUCAGUGCAGAGGCACUGGCAGGGAGAAUCCAAGAUGCAAAUGCUGAAACUGUAAUAACUGCUGACCAGGGACUUCGGGGACGGAAAACCAUCGAGCUGAAGAGAACUGUAGAUGCUGCAGUUCAGAAGUGUCCAAGUGUCAAACGUGUGUUUGUGUAUCAACGCACUGGAGGAGAUGUGCCCAUGGGCAAACUGGACAUUCCCCUCGAGAAGGCAUUAAGCGGUGAGUCUGUGUCAUGCAAACCCUCCGAGAUGGGAAGUGAGGAUCCCCUCUUCAUGUUAUAUACAUCUGGCAGCACAGGAAAACCCAAGGGCUUAUCUCACUCAACUGGUGGCUACCUCCUCUACACCAAUGUUACCUUCAAGCAUGUCUUCGACUACCAGGACGGCGAAGUGUUUGGCUGCGUUGCAGACAUUGGGUGGAUCACAGGACACAGCUACGUGGUGUACGGGCCCCUUUCUAAUGGGGCAACCACCCUGUUGUUUGAGAGCACACCUGUAUACCCUAAUCCAGGUCGGUACUGGGAGGUGGUGGAGAGGUUAAAGCUGAACCACAUCUAUCUGGCACCCACUGCACUAAGACUGCUGCUCAAGUCGGGGGACUCCUGGGUGAACAAGUAUGACCGAUCUUCACUGCGAAAACUGGGGUGUGUUGGUGAGCCACUCAACCAUGAGGCUUGGCAAUGGUACUACAAUGUAGUAGGGGAGAACAGGUGUGACAUCAUCGACACCUGGUGGCAGACAGAGACCGGGGGCAUCAGCCUGGCUCCAAGACCGUCGGCUCCUGGUGCUGAAAUUAUACCUGCCAUGCCAAUGAGACCAUUUUUCGGCAUUGAGCCUGUUCUCAUGGAUAGUGAGGGUCAAGAGUUGACUGGGAAUGAUGUCAAUGGGGCCCUGUGCAUCAAGAAGCCAUGGCCUGGAAUGACCCGCACCAUCUAUGGCGACCAUAACCGAUACCAGGACACAUACUUCAAGCCUUACCCUGGGCUAUACUUUUCGGGUGAUGGUGCACACCGAACUGAUAAAGGAUACUACCAGAUAACAGGCAGGAUGGACGAUGUCUUGAAUGUCACAGGCCACAGACUUGGCACGGCAGAGAUUGAAGAUAUUAUUACAGAGCAUCCAGACAUUGCUGAAGCAGCAGUGGUGGGCUUCCCUCAUGACAUCAAGGGGGAAGGUGUGUAUGCCUAUGUGACACUCAAGGAUGAGGUGAAGACGUCCAAAAAAGAGAUCUGUGAGCAGCUGAAGGGUAUUGUGAAGGCCAACAUUGCCGCCUAUGCCGUACCAGAUGUAAUACAGGUAACGCCAGGCUUGCCAAGAACUCGGUCAGGUAAGAUAAUGCGACGCAUAUUACGAAACAUCGCAGCAAAUAAACUGGAUGAACUUGGAGAUGUGUCAACCCUUGCUGAGCCUGACAUUGUUGAUACCAUCAUCAAGAUCCACAUCAAACUCACAAAUUCUGAGAAUUAAUCCAGAGAAUUGUUGCUAUUGGAUGGUACUUGACAGAAUCUUCCAUUGGAGCCAUAGCAGUUAGAGCCAGGAUACCUACUGCUAUAGGAACUUGACAUUUAGGAACAAUGUUGAACGGGGUCUUGUUGGAUGGAUGGAUGAAAUGAUAUGGGGGUCAAAAGAGA